AUGGCGUCGAUUGGAGAAUAUGUUAUAGUAGGUGGUGAUUUCACGGGUGAAUGGGUGGAGACCCCAAAAUGUUGGAAUUGGAAUUCUUCGAGCAAGGUGACAGUAUCGAUCGUCGUGCGUCUCAAUGGUACAUAUAACGAUUUGGUUGAGAGCGUAAAGGAAAGCGGGGAGUUAGAUUGUGAGCCCAGCGACUUGCGCAUUAGUUAUAUGAUUAAUGCUCUGCCCACUAAGGGAAAAGCUCACCCUUCUUUCAUAACGAAUGAUAGGCAUGUGGUAUUGUAUAUGCUUGAUAUUGCUGCUGAUGGUUGUAGGCUUGUUUUGAGAAUAAAUGUUGUUGAGAGGUCUCAAGCAGCGUCGACAUCAGCAACACCACCCCUACCCCCACCCCCACAACAGCCAGUUGAUGCAAAUUCAAUGCAAAAUGAGAGCAUGGGUAAUCAUUCAAUGGAUAUGGAUGAUCAUGAUAUUGAUGUCGAAGAGUGUGAUGGGCAGCCUAAUGGAUCACAAACAAACCAUCUCUUCAAUGAUGGAACUGAUUUUUACAUCGGGCAAACAUUCGAUAGUAAGGAAAAUUUAAAAUUUUUAUUGAAGAAAGCUGCAAUAAAGAGGCCGUUCGGUUUCGCACCGAUCAAGAGUAAUAUCAAAUACUAUAAGGUGGAAUGCACAUCUCCUAAUUGUGGCGGGAUGUUGCGGUGUAGUAAAUACAAGAGCUCAGAUAGGGUUCUCCUUUACAAGUACGUUGGGGAGCACACUUGUGGUGUAGAACAUGUUACGAGCCUUCAUAAGCAUGCCUCGUCACAUGUCAUUGCACCAGUCUUGAUGAAUGACUAUAUUGAAAACAAAGGGCCAUCGACAAAGGAAAUCCAGAGGACUGUUUACAGGGAGUUUCAUUGUAAACCAAGCUACUGGAAGUGUUGGAAGGCUGGUAUAAUUGCUAAGAACUGGGUUAGGGAGACACCGGAGCACGGGUAUGGUUGCUUACCAGCUUAUUCUUACAUGGUUGAGAGUUUAAAUCCGGGUUCUAGAAUUUGCAUCAGGAUUGAGGAUGACAACAAGUUUUUAUAUUAUUUCAUGUCUUACGCAGCUUGCAUUCGAGGAUAUACCCACAUGAGAAAGGUUAUUUCCUUUGAUGGCACAAAUUUAUACGGCAAGUACGAGGGGGUCUUGUUGUCUGCCAUCGCACAGGAUACAGAGAACCAUGUCUAUCCAAUUGCAUUUUGCGUUGUGGACAAGGAAUGUGAUGACUCUUGGACCUACUUCUUCCAGUAG
Lycium ferocissimum is the source of this 1269-nucleotide messenger RNA. RefSeq lists its product as uncharacterized. The coding region runs from base 1 to 1269 and encodes 422 amino acids. The transcript has a single exon. The record is from RefSeq and is a predicted model, not a curated record. NCBI's taxonomy places the organism in Eukaryota, Viridiplantae, Streptophyta, Magnoliopsida, Solanales, Solanaceae.